UCCUUCAACUCGAUCUUUCCAAGAUGCGAGCGCAGCGUUAUAUUUCUCGACAGUAAGUCGUAUUGCAUUGGUCCUUUGUGUGAUUUGUUUGGAUAGUUUCCCUGCUAUUGCUUGACCAUCUACACGAAAUGGAAAUUACAAUUUACAGUACAUUACGAUUACGCGCAAUGCUGCACAUGAUUAAAGACAACAUAGAGACAUCUCAAAUGCGUGAAACGUAAGCAUUUUUUUUCUGUUGGUAUAAAUAUGCAUUAUACAUUUACGCACGAAAACCUAAACAUAUUUAAAGUCACAUGCCUGCAUAUUUUCGCUUCAGUGAUAUCAGGAACAUUCGUUCGACGGCCAUGGCAUAUAUUCGUUCCAUUACGCGGUUUCUUCUCCCUCGCUCAAUACAAUGUGCGGCUGAAUUAAAAUUCUCUUCUCCUACUUUCCAUCUUUCUUGUACCUUGUGGACCCUUUCAGUUGACGCAAUAAUUUUUAAAACACUAAAGAUUACUUUUGUUAGGAAAUUAAAUGAUAGUGCAUGUAAAUUUAUAGCCUGUGCACAGACUGUGAUUAUGCUGUAUAUCACAGUCUAUGCACACGCAUCCUAGUAAAUUUAUUACUUGCUAACUUGCAAUUUAAUAACUUAUGCUUUUGUUUUUCGAACAAGUUUAUUUAAACCAUCGUGGUUAUUGGGCUCUAUAGCAGCAAUAUUAAGCCUAUACUAGAAAUACAUGCAUGCAAUAACCCCUCGCCUGUUUUCAAAAGAUAUAUACUCAGUGCCGUUGCGAGCACUUCGUCGCAGGGUGUGUGUGUGGUUAGAUAGAGGGGGGGGGGUUACCAAAAAGUUUCCAGAUGUACAAAAAAUUUUCAGGACAUAUAAUAAUUUUUCCGAAAAUACACUUGUUUUCCAAAUUCACUUUCUCAGUCAUGUCCUGAGAAUUACCUGAAUUCCCCUGAAAAUCUUCUGCAAAUCUACUUAAAUGUACGUACUAAAAGUGCACUGGAAAUCUACCUGAAAUUCAUCAUGAGCAAUAAUCAGGGGUGUUGCACCCCCCCCCCCCCCCCCCAGUGAGUUCCAAGCAAACACUCUCUGAUUUAUUGUUCGUGUAUUUCGAUCACCUCCCAAAAUAUUGUGCAUCAUACUAUAGAGCAUUUUGCUGUUGUCAUGCUCUAGCAUGGUUCAAAUUUAUGAAUUUUUAUUAUAUAAAGUAUAGUGUUUUACAGAGUUUUCGAGCACUGACAAAAAUGAUAAUCUCAGAUGUGAAAUUAUUCAUGAUAAUCUCACAUGUAAAAAUUUAUCGCCUUUUCAAUUAUCGCUUUUCUGUAAACAUUAUCGCUUUUCAUUUAAGACUGUCCUUUAUAUAAUAAACAGAAAAAUACAUGGGUGGUUGGAAAUACCAGAUUUAUUUUUUGUGUUGAACAUGACAUCUCACUCGUUCGCUGCGCUCACUUGUUCGCUGCGCUCACUUGUUCGCUGCGCUCACUUGUUCACUCAUGUUCAACACUCGAAAUAAAUCUGGUAUUUCGUGCACCCAUGUAUUAUUCUCUAUUUAAACUACAGCUAGACUGGUUUAAAUUAUUAUCAAUUUAUCAGUGAUUGUAAAAGUUGGAGAUAGAAGUGUUUUGUUUUAUAAAAUUAUCAAGUUGUCGGUGAUCGCAAAACCUCCAAAUCCUUAAUUUCAAAUGUUAGAAUGUUAGGGUUAGAAUGUUAGGGUUUGUAAUAUAUACAUUUUAAGUGAGAAUAUAUACAUUUUAAGACCUAACCAGGAACGACUGCGAAAAAUGCAGCACAAGGUCCUCUGGUAGGAAUUGAACCUACGGCCCUGCGAUUCCGGUGCAGCGCUCUAACCAACUGAGCUACAGAGGCCAGCUGUUGAGCUUUAACCGUAAGUUCAUGUAUAUUUAAGUAAUCGGGUGUGCGGGUUAUGAUAAGGUGGACUUCAAUAAUUUGGAUUCUUGCACUUCACUUGGUGGACUUAAUAUUAGAAUGUUAGGGUUUGUAAUCCAAGUGAGAAUAUAUACAUUUUAAGACCUAACCAGGAACGACUGCGAAAAAUGCAGCACAAGGUCCUCUGGUAGGAAUUGAACCUACUGCCCUGCGAUUCCGGUGCAGCGCUCUAACCAACUGAGCUACAGAGGCCAGCUGUUGAGCUUUAACCGUAAGUUCAUGUAUAUUUAAGUAAUCGGGUGUGCGGGUUAUGAUAAGGUGGACUUCAAUAAUUUGGAUUCUUGCACUUCACUUGGUGGACUUAAUAUUAGAAUGUUAGGGUUUGUAAUCCAAGUGAGAAUAUAUACAUUUUCAGACCUAACCAGGAUCGACUGCGAAAAAUGCAGCACAAGGUCCUCUGGUAGGAAUUGAACCUACGGCCCUGCGAUUCCGGUGCAGCGCUCUAACCAACUGAGCUACAGAGGCCAGCUGUUGAGCUUUAACCGUAAGUUCAUGUAUAUUUAAGUAAUCGGGUGUGCGGGUUAUGAUAAGGUGGACUUCAAUAAUUUGGAUUCUUGCACUUCACUUGGUGGACUUAAUAUUAGAAUGUUAGGGUUUGUAAUCCAAGUGAGAAUAUAUACAUUUUAAGACCUAACCAGGAACGACUGCGAAAAAUGCAGCACAAGGUCCUCUGGUAGGAAUUGAACCUACGGCCCUGCGAUUCCGGUGCAGCGCUCUAACCAACUGAGCUACAGAGGCCAGCUGUUGAGCUUUAACCGUAAGUUCAUGUAUAUUUAAGUAAUCGGGUGUGCGGGUUAUGAUAAGGUGGACUUCAAUAAUUUGGAUUCUUGCACUUCACUUGGUGGACUUAAUAUUAGAAUGUUAGGGUUUGUAAUCCAAGUGAGAAAAUAUACAUUUUAAGACCUAACCAGGAUCGACUGCGAAAAAUGCAGCACAAGGUCCUCUGGUAGGAAUUGAACCUACGGCCCUGCGAUUCCGGUGCAGCGCUCUAACCAACUGAGCUACAGAUGCCAGCUGUUGAGCUUUAACCAUAAGUUCAUGUAUAUUUAGGUAAUAGGGUGUGCGGGUUAUAAGGUGGACUUCAAUAAUUUGGAUUCUUGCACUUCACUUGGUGGACUUAAUAUUAGAAUGUUAGGGUUUGUAAUCCAAGUGAGAAUAUAUACAUUUUAAGACCUAACCAGGAACGACUGCGAAAAAUGCAGCACAAGGUCCUCUGGUAGGAAUUGAACCUACGACCCUGCGAUUCCGGUGCAGCGCUCUAACCAACUGAGCUACAGAGGCCAGCUGUUGAGCUUUAACCGUAAGUUCAUGUAUAUUUAGGUAAUCGGGUGUGCGGGUUAUGAUAAGGUGGACUUCAAUAAUUUGGAUUCUUGCACUUCACUUGUUGGAAUUAAUAUUAGAAUGUUAGGGUUUGUAAUCCAAGUGAGAAUAUAUACAUUUUAAGACCUAACCAGGAACGACUGCGAAAAAUGCAGCACAAGGUCCUCUGGUAGGAAUUGAACCUACUGCCCUGCGAUUCCGGUGCAGCGCUCUAACCAACUGAGCUACAGAGGUCAGCUGUUGAGCUUUAACCGUAAGUUCAUGUAUAUUUAAGUAAUCGGGUGUGCGGGUUAUGAUAAGGUGGACUUCAAUAAUUUGGAUUCUUGCACUUCACUUGGUGGAAUUAAAAUUAGAAUGUUAGGGUUUGUAAUCCAAGUGAGAAUAUAUACAUUUGCAUAUUCUCACUUGGAUUACAAACUAUUCUCAUUUGGAUUACAAAAUAUAUACACCAAAUAUAUACAUGUACUAUACCGGUACAUUUGUAUAUUCUCACUUGGAUUACAAAAUAUUCUCACUUGGAUUACAAAAUAUAUACAUGUAUAUAUUCUCACUUGGAUUGCAAACCCUAACAUUCUAAUAUUAAUUCCACAAGUGAAGUGAAAGAAUCCAAAUUAUUAAUUUCAAAUGCCCCGCCGGGGCUAAGGUUCGAGUGGAAAUGCCCAACCCCCUGGAUGUGCUUUACAGGAAAAUGGCUGGGCGAGGGGGAUGGGCACACUUGGAUUUGGCUGAUGCAUUAAAAGUCCUGUGCUUAUUCCAGACUGCUUGUCAAAUAUUUACUUGCUAGAAGUAGAAAUUUACUCUGACCGCUGGAUGAAGAAGACAUUAAAUAAGUACUGGUCAAUAAACAGAAAUGUAUUUUAUUUCAUAGUAUUACAAUUUUAUUUUUAUACUAUAAAAAUAAAAUAUAAACAUGCAGCAUAGAAUAUGCAAAUUCGAGGCAAAAUUAUUGUUGAAUCGGUUUAUUUAUAGGAUUUAUAACAAAUAGCAACUAUAAAAGUUUGUACCUUGUCUUCACAUCGUAAUAGCCAAUGCUUUUAAUUUUACAUAUUUUAGAAUCAGUUCCUUUCCUGGUAACUGCAUUUCUAAAUGAAAUCAUCGUGAGUAGUGAGUGCUGAGCAGGCUGUUUUACUAUAAACAAAUUUUAGGAAUUGUUAACAACUUUGAAAAAUAUAUCGUUGCACAUUCGGUCACAGUCGGAAAAAUGUUUAUAGUAUGUUGUACCGUCGUUUGCAACUAACGAUGAACAGUCGCUGAUAAAAACAUUCGCGUGAUUAGAAUCUUCAAUGUUUGUCAAGAACAACAACACUUAAUUGUUUUUUCCCAUGUGUGCAAUAAAAAUAAGUAACAAAACUUUGUCUGUACUUGUUGGGCUAGAGACCUACUGGAAACUUUUACAGGCUUUUUAAUGAGAAUAGAGAAUGUUUUAUCUGCAACUGUUCACCCUUAGUUGCCACCGACGGUAUUUGAUAACUGAUAUAAAUAAAAUACAGUCUGGUUAUACUGACUUGAGCGUGUCAUGACAAACUCUUUAUUGGAAAAUUGUGAAGAAAUAGUCGAAUAUAGAGGGUCGAAUAUCAUACUUAAACUUGUAUAGCUACAGUAUCAUUGGUACAUAGCGUUGUGAAGACAAGCCUUUGCUUUAAUACCUUUCGCUUCAGCAGUCUUUUUUUCCAUACUUCUCUACGCUUUCCCAGGCGAGCUUCUCUUUCCUCAGCAGUCUCCUCGAGCAAACGUUGUCGUCUUCGCUGGCUCCCUCCUUUUCGCGAGACGUUCGGCUUUCUUGUCGUUUCCUUGCCGCUCUUCAUUUGGCUCCAUACAGUAGUCCAUUUUUUUAUAAUUGGUAUUUGAUACCAUAAUUGUUUUAUUAAACUCUUUAUAGAGCAAAUUGCUUUGAAAGCUGUCAAGGUUUUUUGCAAACGUACAAGAUACUGCAGUGCAAAAAGCAAAUUAUUUUCAUGAAGUAUCUGUCAGUUGAAGUCGUUAUUUGUCAUACAACAACAAAUUUUAAAUUUGACCAAUCAGCGUUCGCUAUCCAUGACAGUCCGCCAUCUUUUUGAGAUCAGUGAGGAUGACCACCCACGCACAGUGACCCACGCCCGCGAUAUUUGAUGAACUUUAGACUUGGCUAAUGCUUUCGUUUCCCCGGGUGUAAAUAGCCGGGGGAAAUUAGUACCCUCGCACGACGCUUCGCGCCGCCGGCUCGGGGAUAAAAUUAAAUAAUCACUGUGAUGAUUGUAUGAAUACCGUCGAUUGCAACUAAGCAGUAAGCAGAAACAUGUCAUGAGAAAACGCGAUCCAAUUGGCUGUCAAACAUGAUUUGUUUGAACUUCAAACAUCGCAUGAUUUUACUGAUUAAGUUAUUGUUUGCAAUGUUUGCACUAACUUUAUUACGUUUUCGCGGGAAAAAUAAUUGUAAAACGUCAAAUGUUUCCAGCAAAAUCAUGUAAAGUUGAAGUCCAAACAUGUUGUGUUUCAUGUCCAAUUAGAUCGCGUUUUCUCAUGAGGUGUCUCCGCUUAGUUGCAAUCGACGGUAUAAGAGCUACCUUAUGUUUACACUGGUUUUUAAAUUUUACAACCACCUUGCUUUACCUAUAGUUCUUGAAAAUGAAACAAAUUCUGCACAUAUUUUGCUUCCCACGAUAACGGUAAGCCUUUCUUGCCUACAACAUAACACAUACGCAGUAUUAUAUGCAAAUUAACCACAGUGGAUGUUUGGUGAUAAUGCAUCUAUAAUGAAAUAUUUUAAAUAUUUUUUAAAAGUAUUAUUUAAAUGUUUUUAUACUUUAUGAAUUAUAUUAAAUAUUACUUUAAAAAUGUACAAUUAAUUGCAAAGAUAAAGAACGUCGAAGCGACUAUGUUAUACUGCAGGUAUGUUUG
Paramuricea clavata is the source of this 6130-nucleotide messenger RNA. NCBI's taxonomy places the organism in Eukaryota, Metazoa, Cnidaria, Anthozoa, Malacalcyonacea, Plexauridae. The record is from the annotation of a GenBank genome assembly.